Molecule: messenger RNA, 414 nt
Organism: Aplosporella prunicola CBS 121167
Lineage: Eukaryota; Fungi; Ascomycota; Dothideomycetes; Botryosphaeriales; Aplosporellaceae
Exons: 1
Coding region: 147-383 (78 amino acids)
Source: RefSeq, a predicted model, not a curated record
GGUGCUACACAUCUUUGAUUAUUACCAGAGCCCAGAACAAGGCCCACUCAACUAGUAAGCUGAAUUACCGCGCAAAAGCACAAGCCCAAUUUCACCACUGGCAUGAUAUCGUUGUCCGUUUUCCGUGCGAGAGGGCCAACAGAAAAAUGCCCCUCACAGCCCCCAUGUUUUUUAUCUCGGCUCAACUGCCGCCCGGGCCUUGCGCGGCGUACAGAUCCUCCGUCUUCGGCGGUAAAAGAAAGAGAAACCAGGAGGGAAAAGAGAAGAAAGGAACAUUAAGCAGAUUGAGAAAGAUAACAUGUGCUUCCAUGUCGAUGAACGCAAAUUCGCUUCUCUUUCCUUUUGGUUCGCGGAACCAAACUAGAGAAUGCACGCAUCCGUGACUUUUUUGUUUGUCGUAUGUGUUGCUGUGUG